Drosophila rhopaloa is the source of this 741-nucleotide messenger RNA. Its product is annotated as high mobility group protein D-like. NCBI's taxonomy places the organism in Eukaryota, Metazoa, Arthropoda, Insecta, Diptera, Drosophilidae. Bases 47 to 358 code for a protein of 103 amino acids. The transcript has a single exon. The record is from RefSeq and is a predicted model, not a curated record.
AAUAGUAUCAACAAAUACAUACUAAAAUGGCCGAUAAACCACCUACAUGCUGUGGCUCAACAGUGCCCGCGAGUCGAUCAAACGUAAGAAUCCCGGCAUUAAAGUCACCGAGGUGGCCAAGCGCGGUGGCGAAUUUUGGAGGGCAAUGAAGGACAAGUCGGAGUGGGAGGCCAAGGCUGCCAAGGCUGCCAAGGCCAAGGACGAUUACGAUCGGGCUGUCAAGGAGUUCGAAGCCAACGGCGGCGGUGGUGGUGCUGCCAACGGAGGAGCCAAAAAGCGCGCGAAACCUACGAAAAAACCAUCGAAGAAGAGCAAGAUGGAUGAGUCCGACGAGGACGAUGAUGAUGAGAGCGAGUAGACGCCUCACCCACCCUCUAUUAUCCAUCACCAAGUCACACACAACCAGCCAGAUCCCACAAUGAUUCGGGAAACUCCCAAGAACCUUUAGAUACUCAGCAAUAGAUAACGCGAAAGUUCACACUAUCAAUCUCAGUUUAAAUGCAUUUGUUACUUUUAAAAAUGUGACAACAGAACAAGAACUGGCAGCAAUUCAUUGGGCAAUAACAAUACUUCAGACCAUAUAUUUAUGGCAGACACUUUACUGUCAAAACAGAUCACAGACCACUCACGUACUUGUUUUCAAUGGCAAAUCCUAAUUCAAAACUGACACACAUGAGACUUGAAUUAGAAGAAUAUAACUUCACAGUAGAGUAUCUAAAGGGUAAAGAUAAUUACGUAGCA